CUUUAUUUUUCAAUACGAUAAGCCAUCAAAGUGAAAUAUAUGACCUCUGGUAACUCAAUCACGGUAUACAGUUGUAAAGGAAGAGUUUCACUAUCCACAAUGCUGAAAUCGCUCCUCGUCACAAUCCUCUUUCAAUGUUUCCUUUUGGAAAUUAAUGCCUUCUCUUUGGCAAGGCAACAGGAACGUUUCACCUGUUCGUCUACGGAUGGCUUCUAUGCCAUCGAAGGUGAAUGCACAGCCGAUUAUUACGCGUGUGUAGGAGGAGUAGCAUACAGCCAGACAUGCCCAGGGACUGGAAACGUUUUUGAUCCACUACUUAAAAAAUGCGUACCUUACGCGGAGGCCUCCUGCCGCAGUGCAGUAACGACUACCGCUGCGACAACCGCUGCGACAACCACAACGAGUUCGACGCUCACCACAACGCGUUCGACCGCUACCACUACGACGACUACGGGUACAACAGUCGGUCCGACAUUUAAUUGUCCGACAGCCGAAGGCUUUUAUGCGAUUCCCAACACUUGCGAUGCUGAUUAUUACGUUUGUGUCAGUGGUUCUCCUUACGUAUCGACUUGUCCAGGAGACAGCGUCUUCGAUCCAAUUACGCUAGUAUGCACAUCCCCGGAUAAAGCUUCUUGCCAAAAACCAUUCAUAUGUCCUACUCCCGAUGGAUUUUUCCCAGUCCCAGGUACUUGCGGAAAUAGCUACUACUCUUGUGUCGAUGGAACCGCUUAUUUGCAGUAUUGCCCUGGAACUGCCAUCUUCGAUCCGAACACGAACAAUUGCGUCCCUGCGGAAAACGCAUCGUGCAAAACUACAACGACAGCAGCAACAACAACUACUCCAACGCCCACAACAACUACUACAACGCCCACAACAACUACUACAACGCCCACAACAACGACGACAACACCCACAACAACGACGACAACACCCACCACAACGACAACACCCACAACAACGACGACAACACCCACAACAACGACUAAAGCGCCAUUCGUUUGCCCGGGUACCGGACAUUAUCCCUAUCCCGGAAGCUGUACUUUGUACUACGUCUGUUCCGGCAGCAACUACAUUGUAGCAAGCUGUCCAGCUGGGCAGGUGUUUAACCCAUCCACCGAAUUCUGUGAAGAUCCCAUUAACGUUCCCGGCUGCUACUUCGAUCCUAUGCAAUUUUUCCGAGAUUUGAAAUUCGUCGGAAUGACUGGCGGCCCGUCGUUCUAAAAACCGAGUCCCAAACGUGUGCCGUUAUACCCAAUCCAUCUGAAAAUUCUUAGUCUAAUGAGAAACCCAACGUCAGUUGGUGACUCGUUCCAUAUUUCUAAAUAGCCAUUUAGUUUUCUUAACCAAAUAAUUAUUAUCAUUUGUUGCAAGUGCUAUAAGUUAUACGGUUGUUGCACACUUAUAUAUCAAUGACACAUCUCUGAAACUUUACCGUCAUAAUAAAACUUUUAUUUCAAGGCUUUCACUGAUAAUCAGAAAGGCCCUGACUUUUCAAAACAAAA
Molecule: messenger RNA, 1502 nt
Organism: Daphnia magna
Lineage: Eukaryota; Metazoa; Arthropoda; Branchiopoda; Diplostraca; Daphniidae
Product: integumentary mucin C.1
Cellular component (GO): extracellular region
Molecular function (GO): chitin binding
Source: RefSeq, a predicted model, not a curated record